GAAGUGGAUUGAGAUCUUUUUAACAACAAGACACCAGCAAGUUUUACUAGAGGGAGAAAACAUCUGCAGAAACACCAGUGAUUUCAGAGAGUCGGUUUUCAGGCGAGGUCGGACGGCCGAGGUUGACAGCCAAUACAACCCCAAGGCCUUCAAGUUGGACCUACCCUCUCCUGGCUAGAACAGUGACCAAGAGGCGCCGGGUUCGUUCAGGGAAGCCGCACUACUGCAGCUGCUAUAGCUGACGGCAGACCGCCUGCAAACAGUCGCCGCAGCUGACGGUUUCAAAUUGAUGUCUGGGUCACAUAUGAAAUACUCUCUACACAUGUACACAGAGUUUGUUUAAGCUGCUGUUACUGUUUCCUUGGAGAUUGCAUCAAAGAGAGCAAUGGCAGAUAAAAUGGAGUUUGAGUUUGAUAAUCCAAGCAAGGAUAAUCAACAGUUUCAAGGCUCUGAGGAUCAAAACACAAACCCACAAAGUUUGGACUUAAGCUCCUUUGCAAUGCCCUUCCUUGAGAGUGAAGAACAAAUGGAAGAACCAGAAGGAGAGAAGAAACCACUUGUUAGUAGGUCAGGAAGUCAGAGUGGAUCCUCAUCCCCACAGAGCCCUCUGGAAUCUAGAAGAUACACAUUCCCUUCCAAACCCAUGAAGAGACGGUGGAAUAGUGGUCCUACUGCCCAGACAUCCAGUUUGCCUGGCAAAGUGAUGUACACAAGUCCCCAGCCACGUACAGCUGGGAAUUCACCACAGACAUUGGGUUUGGAACGACUGAAACUGAAGGAUUAUCAGAAAGAACCCGAAAGACGCACGCCAAGGAAGAAUCUGCAGAGGCAGUUCUCUGAGGGUGAGCAGUUUACAACAGCAUUUCAUCCGUUACAAGCCAUUGCUGAUAAUGAUUUAGGCAGUAUGGAGGUUGAUUCAGCAGAAGCUGAGGAGAUGACAUUUGUGCGCUUCAUGAAGAGUCAUAAAUGUUAUGAGAUCAUUCCAACAAGUGCCAAGCUGGUGGUAUUUGAUGUUCAGUUGUUGGUUAAGAAGGCAUUCUUUGCUUUGGUGUACAAUGGAGUCCGAGCAGCUCCCUUGUGGGACAGCGAAAAACAAGACUUUGUUGGUAUGCUAACAAUAACUGACUUUAUCUGCAUUCUGGAGAACUACUAUAAGUCCCCAUUGGUGAAAAUGGAUGAACUGGAAGAGCACAAAAUAGCAACCUGGAGAGAUGUAUUGAGUAAGAAGGCAAGACCUCUUGUUUGGAUUGAUCCAGAUGCCAGUUUGUUUGAAGCCGUUAGGAUGCUGAUUCAAUCUAAGAUUCAUCGGCUACCAGCUCUGGAUCCAGUGACUGGUAAUGUCAUCUACAUUCUCACUCACAAGAGGAUCCUCAAAUUUCUUGGAUUGCUGAAAAAUGAAAUCAGGAGUCCAGCGUUCUUGAAGAAGAGCCUGCAGGAACUUGGUAUUGGUACAUAUACUAACAUUGCAACUGCCAGGCCCAACACUCCUUUGAUCAAGGCUCUACAGAUCUUUGUUGACCGUAGAGUAUCAGCAUUGCCAGUUGUGGACGACAACAACAAGAUCAUUGAUAUCUAUGCCAAGUUUGAUGUCAUAAAUCUUGCCGCUGAGAAAACCUACAACAACUUGGACAUCACAAUUCAGCAAGCCCUGCAGUUUCGACAGACGUACUUUGAAGGCGUUCAUACAUGUCAAGCUUCUGAGAAGUUGGAAACUAUCAUGGAGAAAAUCAUUAGAGCAGAGGUUCAUCGUCUGGUAGUAGUUGAUGGUGAGAACCAUGUUGUAGGAGUUGUAUCGCUGUCUGAUUUGCUCAACUUUCUUGUGCUUCGGCCAGCAGGAAUAACAAGCAGGAAAUCAAGUGCUAAUUCACCAGAAACUGACAAAUGAAUUGAUGCGAGUGCAAGAACUUAAAGAGCACGACAGUGGCAAACACAGCCUGUCACAUUGAACAUAUGGAAUAAUGUGUAGGAAAAAGGAAAGGGGUCUCUGUAUGGCUUACUGCUUAUGAAGUAUACAUGUAGUAAUAUCAUGUAUCAUGUAGUUUUGGUUAAAAGUGAGGUGCUUUUAUCAUAAGCCAUGCUACAGUUCUUCCAAAUAAUUGACACUUCUUGAGCAUUUCAGAUGUUGGUGGCAGUGUGAAGAGCUGAAUUGCUUGCAGAUUUCACAUCCACAUUGUUCCGGGGGACUUGUGUAUUUUUUUUGCCUGGGUAAUUUUGUGGGUCCCUUUUAUAUGGAUUACAUUAUACAAAUGAGAUGUGUGGGAAAUCUCCCUCUCAAGAUUUGUGUUACAGAUUACCUGGUAUAAAGCUAUAUGAAGCCAGUAUGAACGAUAAACAGUUGCGGUGUGGGAUUUACAAGUGAUGUUGUAAGAAAAAAUUUAUAUUAUUAUUACAUAUUUUAGGUAAAUACAUGUACCUUGUACAAAUACCAUAAUAACAUGUGACAUAUGACAAAAGCAUUUGUGUGUGUAAAUAUAAAAAGGUUUUGGAAGCAAAGUACAGCAAAUAGUGAAGAUUCAGGAUAGUUACUCCAGCUGCCUAACCAAGACAGACAACUCAUGACAAGUAUGUACAUUUAGUCUCCCCUGCAUGAUAUACAUUUAGGUGGAAUAAAUCUUAUAUGGAACUCGAUUCUUGUUGGUAAAAUUAAUGUUUAAUUAUUUAAUAGUAUUAAUUGUAAAACAAUUUAUUUGAAAGUCAUUGUGCAGGUUGGAAGAGUGUUAUGAUUGCAUUUCAACUUGAGAAAAAUCAUGUUGUCAAUCCAUUGUUGGGGAGAAGAGCUCCAGGCUGUACCCUUGACACCACAUGUAAAAAACUAUUCAGUGCGGCCUUCUAAUAUCCAAGUAUUUUGGAUAUGUCAAGGAUCCAAUAACCAGGCACCAGGAAAGAGAGCAUCUAGUGGUAAUAUAAUGCCCCGAGCCAUGGGGACCAGAUGAGGUCAUUAAUACAUGGAGGUCAUAGUGAUGUACAGUAGCAGAGAAUGUUUCAUCAACAAAAGGACGGGAGGAACAAUACCAAUAUAUAUGGUCUCAUAAAGCAGUUCCAAAAAGUUAAAGAGUGGGGAGAACAUUUCUGUAACAGCUGAAAAAAGUAACAAUAUGACUGACUUAAAAAAGUACUGUGAAUAAUGCAUUGCAAGACAGCAUGCAGGUUAUGCGACAUGAUGGAUACCGAGACAAUCUGUCCCAAUAACCACAAUAUGUUUUUUCUUCUGAAUUUAAUGGAAGUAAAGUAGACCAAUUUUGGGCAGCGGCGGCAGAACGGUUUUCAAACUGGGGGCAUCACCAAAAAGGGGCACUUGCUCAGUAAAAGGCAUCUUCUGUCGUUGCAGCAGCCUAUCAAGCAUUUUUCUGUGUGGCACAUCCGUGCUGAAAUGUCACAUUUUUUUUCACCGGAAAAUCAAAUGAUUGGGGGGGGGGGGAGUAUUUAAGUUUGUAAGCAUGACACUGCUUAUUUUCAGCAUUUACUGUGUUCCAAUGUGACACAAUUUCUGUAAGUAUUGGGUACAUGCAAGUCUUCAAAUUUCCAUUCAUAAUUUUGCCUGUAGAGAUUGCUGUUGAUUGCAAAAUAAAAUGUCCAAUAAUUCCAUUGUCUUUGCAUCCAGUGUUGCUCUUUAAAUUGUCCACUUUUUCCUUUCAAAGAUUGUUAGAGAAUUUUUUUUAAAUAUCCAAUUUUUGAAAAUGUUCAUAAUAGCUAUCAACUGUUAAUAUAAAACUGUAAUCCAAUAUGCUCUAGAACGAAUAAGAUACAUAUUUGUAGAUAGCAAAGUCGGAACAUUAUUCAAAGUUAUUAAAAUUGUUACAAUGUUGGAAAAUAAAUUGUGAGCAUCAGUCACAAAGUACAAGUCUU
Messenger RNA from Patiria miniata (bat star), 3846 nucleotides. Its product is annotated as 5'-AMP-activated protein kinase subunit gamma-1-like. Lineage: Eukaryota; Metazoa; Echinodermata; Asteroidea; Valvatida; Asterinidae. The transcript is spliced from 19 exons. The record is from RefSeq and is a predicted model, not a curated record. Bases 386 to 1885 code for a protein of 499 amino acids.